Messenger RNA from Symbiodinium pilosum, 757 nucleotides. Lineage: Eukaryota; Dinophyceae; Suessiales; Symbiodiniaceae. The record is from the annotation of a GenBank genome assembly.
GCUUAGCUGGCGCGUGCUCAACUGGGCCGUCAUUGGCCGCUCCAGCGCCGGCAAGUCAACGCUGAUCAACGCCCUGCGCGGGCUGAAACCACGCAGCCCAGGAGCUGCGCCCGUGGGCACGGCCACGAAACCUAAAGGGCCACAGGCCUACAUGUUCCAGGGUGACUUGGCCCGUUUUACGCGCAUGGCAAGGCUUUGGGAUCUACCCGGUGCUGGCACACGGGAGUGGCCAUGCGCGACUUACGUCAAGGACGCCGGUUUGCGACACUUCGAUGGGGUCCUCAUCGUCACUUCAGGGCCCAUCUCCGAGUUCGAGGAGAGCCUUCUGAAAGAGCUUAUGGAGUUCGACGUCCCUUGCUACCUUGUGCGGAACAAGGUUGACCAAGAUGUGAUGAACAACGCGCAGGAUAACGAGAUGUCUACAGAAGAGACGCUCAGAAUUUUGCGCCGCGAGUUGGUUACCAGCUGCGCCCCCACGCGCACCUUCCUCGUUUCUGCGAAGCAUCCGGACUGUGCAAAGUUCGACUUCCAAAAUCUGCUUCACGCCAUGGCGGACGACGUGGCAGCCCAACGGGCUGAGGUGCCUGAGCUGCCAGACCAGCUCGAAGGGCUGCCAGCUCGGGACCUCCUCUGCUUGGAGGGCCUGGGCUGCGAGUUGAACGGCCAGGAGCCUGCAGAAGCUGCUGCUCCACCCUCCUUCCUGGGCCUCCCUUCAGCGGAAGGGAGCUCUGAGCAGCCAGCAAACGCAUUUCUUUGG